AAAAGAACUUGAUAUGAAUUUCUUAUUUUCAAUUUGACAUUUGUUUUCUUUAUUGUUUUUUGAAAGAAUAUACAAUAUUUAUUUAAAAAAUACAUUGUACAUAACUAGAAUCUUAGUUGUAAAUUAUUUUUCUAUCGUGAGGCGGCGAGGCGGGUUACCAACCUCAGCAAUCCUGGUGUCAGGGUUAUUACUGAGCUACUAAAGGCCACUGACAUGACUCAUGUAUCGUCAGGUUAGUGUACUUAGGUCACAAUGAAAAAAGGUCUCACGUAAAAUGAGUGCAUUUUGGUCACAACUGAAUAAUAAUUUAUUGAACCAUAUUAAAUAGUGAAAUUUAAUCAUAAGCCUAUUUGGUUAUUAUUUUAAAGUGCAAAUUGGUCACUAAUAUAAUUAUAAUUAGUUUAAUUAACUGUUAAGUACUAAUAUAAAACUAGUUCUAGUUUAACUAUUGUCGACUCUAAUCUAUUUUUUAUGUUUUAGUUGUUAAUUAUGUAAGAUAAAAUAUAUGUGGUUAUUUAUUCCCUUAUUAUAUUGUUACUUGUUAUAAUAGACUAUAUAUACAAUGUUUUUUUUAUAUAUGUAUAAAAAAACAUUGAAUGACAAAACCCUGUGAUUUUGCAUGUAGGUCUUUAUUUUAAUCUUUGUUUUAUUCUUGCAUCAGUGAAAAGAAACCGGGACCAGUCCCUUAACGUGCUUUCGAAACAUAGAGCAUCAUAAUAUCGGACAAUCGGGUGAUCAGCCAUGUCCUAACCAAACUAGGGAUCACAAAGUCAUUUUUGUGGUAUGUGCCCACCGCCAUUUGGACCAAGGUCCUCCGGAUCGUGAGCCCGAUGCUCAACCAUUGCACCACAGAUGCCUUAAGAAACUAAAAUAUUGAAAAGCUAAGCUUUUAUUUUAAAAUUCUACUUUGGUGAUGUCAUAUUAAACUUAUUCUGCACUAUGUGAGUGAAGUGUUGCCAGAUGAUAAAAAACAAUUUAAGCAAUUCAAUUGAUAAAAACGUGAUAAAUUAUCAUGGACACUUAAUAUAAACAAUAAUAUAGGUAAGUAGUAAUUAUGAGAAGUGUUACAUAAUCAAGAAGAAUUUCAACCUCAGAGAAUCAUUGAAUUAAUUUGCAUGGGGUAAUAAAACCUUUACUUUUAUGCUCCAAGAAGACUAUGGAGUAAAAAUUGUACCCACGCGAUCCGAUCCUUGACCAACUUCGUUGUUGAUCAUUGGAAUUUCCUUAAAUGUAUAAAUAAUGUUUGUUUAUACGUAAUGUAUGAUAGAUAACAUUCCAUAUAUAAUUAUAAAACCAUUAUGAGUUCUGUAUCAUUGUUAGUUGUAUGCUCAUAAAGCAAUCAUGCAGUCUCUUUUGCAAUAUUUUUUGUUAGUAUUUAUUUUUCCUUUAUUUGAAGCUGGAAGGUUUCGAUGUGACUAUACGUACUUCGCCCAUGGAACUGGCUGGUACAAGCUGCAUACUGACAUGAAAACCUGGAGCGAGGCUCGUCACACGUGCAAUGGAGAAGGAGCGCACUUGGCGAAUCCAAUAAACCAAGGAAUAACGGAUACUAUGUUGUCUCUGAUAAGUGGUGACAGAAACCUCGUGGGAAUCCACAUCGGUGAUCAAACUACAGAAACUACAGAAAAGUUCGCUCAGGAGGAAGAGACGUACGUAUUGUUUCGAAACGGCACAUAUCGUGAAGUAAGCUCACAAGAUUUAUAUCCAUUUAUCUGUCACAAACUGGCAGGCGCAUCAGUGGACCUGAACGAAUGUGACACCACGGAUAGCCAAUACGCUUUGGACAAUCGUACUAGCAAGUGCUACAAGUUCCACAAGUUUUAUCGGGACUUUUACCAGGCCACGCAGACAUGCCAUCAAGAAGGGAGUCACCUGGUCAUCAUCAACAGUGAGAUGGAGGCGCAGGUCAUCCGAGACCUGUUCUCCAGGAACCCUGCCGACACCAUUCCAGGACAGAAAGACUUCAGAGGCGUUGCUUUUGUGGGCAUUGUGUACAAUAACGGGCAAUGGACUACGACAGACGGUCAACCUCUCUCUGAAGCUGGUUACAGCGAGUUUUCACCAGGAGAGCCGAACAACGCAGCAGGCGAUGAGUACUGCGCGUCUGUCAACCGAAGAGGAAAGCUGUUAGACGAACCUUGUCGACGUGCACUACCCUACAUAUGUGAGAAAGAUCCAGAUGUAUGCUACAAUCAGACACCUAGGGUUAAGCCUUUAAGCUAAUGCGUUUUAUGUUAAACCGAAAAGAACAAGAAAAUAAUGAUGUGUUGUAGUUAUUAAGACUGUUUCAGUGCAUUUAUAGUUGUAUAUUCAAUCUGUUUUGAGCGUUGAAUAAAUUAUUUAAGUACUUAAGUA
This is a messenger RNA of Pectinophora gossypiella (pink bollworm), 2355 nucleotides long. Its product is annotated as C-type lectin domain family 4 member E-like. The transcript has 6 exons. The record is from RefSeq and is a predicted model, not a curated record. The coding region runs from base 1342 to 2223 and encodes 293 amino acids. NCBI's taxonomy places the organism in Eukaryota, Metazoa, Arthropoda, Insecta, Lepidoptera, Gelechiidae.